This is a messenger RNA of Dromaius novaehollandiae (emu), 1897 nucleotides long. RefSeq names its product beta-hexosaminidase subunit beta. Gene Ontology annotation, molecular function: beta-N-acetylhexosaminidase activity. Lineage: Eukaryota; Metazoa; Chordata; Aves; Casuariiformes; Dromaiidae. Bases 93 to 1769 code for a protein of 558 amino acids. The record is from RefSeq and is a predicted model, not a curated record. The transcript is spliced from 14 exons. Gene Ontology annotation, biological process: glycosaminoglycan metabolic process; ganglioside catabolic process; carbohydrate metabolic process. Gene Ontology annotation, cellular component: membrane; lysosome.
CCGCGGCCCGCCCUCGGCGGUCCCGUGAUGGCGGAGGCGGGGCUGGGCGGUCGCUUGGCCGGCGCCCCGCUGGCUGCCGCAGCCGUAGUGCUAUGGGCAGAGCCAUGGGGCUAGCUGGGCUCCUCGUGGGGCUGUUCCUCGUCUCCGCCGUGCUCGUGGGCACCAGCCUUCGCCAUGGCGUCCCGCGCGCCGAGCCCGAGCUGGACCUGGCCGAGUGGGACCCGGCCUCGGGCGCCUUCCCCGAGGACUCGCCGUGGCCGCUGCCGCAGUCGCUCCGCACGUUCCCCCGCCAGCUCCAGCUGGCCCCGGACCGGUUCCAGAUAGUGCACGGGGCCGGCUCCUCGGCGGGGCCGGCCUGCCAGCUCCUGCAGGACGCCUUCCGCAGGUAUUACGAGUACAUGUUCGGGUACUCCCGGUGGCGACAGCGCGGUCGGAAAGGGCUCGCUGCCAAGCCGGAGUUAGCGCAGCUGCAGGUGGUGAUCGCGUCCCCGGAGCCCGGCUGCGACGGCUACCCGCAGCUGGCGUCCAGCGAGGCCUAUCAUUUAACCAUAACUGAGCCUGUGGCUGUACUGAAAGCAGAUGAGGUUUGGGGUGCUUUAAGAGGUUUGGAAACCUUCAGCCAGUUGGUUCAUGAAGAUGAUUAUGGAAGUUUUCUUGUCAAUGCAUCUGAAAUCUACGACUUCCCAAGAUUUGCUCAUAGAGGAAUUUUGCUUGAUACUUCAAGGCAUUAUUUACCAUUGAAAUCUAUUCUUACAAACCUGGAUGCAAUGUCUUUUAAUAAGUUCAAUGUUCUCCACUGGCAUAUAGUAGAUGAUCAGUCGUUCCCUUACCAGAGUAUUUAUUUCCCUGAGUUGAGUAACAAGGGAGCAUACUCCUAUAACCACAUCUAUACUCCUACUGACGUCCAUCUGGUGAUUGAGUAUGCCCGGUUAAGAGGCAUUAGAGUUAUCCCAGAGUUUGAUACCCCAGGACACACACAGUCUUGGGGACAAGGUCAAAAAGAUCUCCUCACCCCUUGUUACAGUGGAAAGCAGCCAAGUGGGUCCUUUGGACCUGUAAAUCCCAUUUUGAAUACAACUUAUGACUUCAUGACUAAAUUCUUCGAAGAAAUCAGCAGCGUAUUUCCUGAUGACUACAUUCACCUGGGAGGAGAUGAAGUGAGCUUCGAUUGUUGGCAAUCUAACCCUAAAGUGAACGAGUUCAUGAAGAAGCAAGGAUUUGGCAUUGACUAUGCUAAACUGGAAUCUUACUAUAUUCAGAAGAUUUUGGACAUUGUUUCCUCCUAUAACAAGGGAUACAUGAUCUGGCAAGAAGUGUUUGAUAAUAAAGCACAGCUAAAACCGGACACUGUAAUUGAGGUGUGGAUGGCAAACAACUAUGUUCAAGAACUGAGCAGAGUCACAGGAGCAGGCUUCACUGCUAUCCUUGCAGCUCCCUGGUACUUAGACUACAUAAGUUAUGGGCAGGACUGGAAGAAAUACUACAGUGUUGAACCACUUAACUUCCCUGGAUCUGAAAAGCAGAAAAAGCUUGUAAUAGGUGGAGAAGCCUGCCUGUGGGGGGAAUUUGUGGAUGCAACCAACCUCACACCAAGAUUAUGGCCUCGUGCAAGUGCUGUAGGGGAAAGACUCUGGAGCAGCAGGAAUGUGACUGACUUAAAGGAUGCUUAUAAAAGGCUAUCUAAUCAUCGAUGCCGCAUGCUCAGCCGUGGAAUAGCAGCUGAACCUGUGUUUGUCGGAUACUGUGCUCAUGAAGCAAGAGGGCGGUAACUGCUACAAGGACUUCUACUAAACAACCUGAAGUGCCUCUGAGGUGGGACUGAGUGUAUGUGUGGUUUGAUACUUAAACAGAGAUCUAAAAUUUUCAAUUUUAAAAUAAAGUUAUGUUAAUUUGACAA